UAAAUAAUAAAACCUAUAACCGGAGAACAAAUUGUCUUUUUUCUUUUCUUUUCCUUUACAGUGGGUUUGUGAAGAACUAGCGAUCGUCCCCCCCUUCGCAAAUCUCCAAGAGUAAACCAGUCAUGGAUCUCUCUCCUGUUACCGAUGCUUUAGCCGUCAAAUCCUUUGAUAAAAUCGCCGACAUCUGCGAUACUCUCAUGCUUCAGGUCUCUGCCGAAGGAAUCUCAUUCCAGGAUGACUGGCCUUACGCAAUCCAUCUUCUCGGUUACUUCUACCUUGACGAUUGUGAUAGUGCACGUUUCCUAUGGAAAACAAUACCUACGAGUGUGAAGGAGAGCAAGCCUGAAGUUGCUGCUGCUUGGAGGAUUGGUCAGAAGCUCUGGACACGUGACUAUGCUGGUGUAUAUGAAGCUAUCCGGGGUUUUGAUUGGAGUCAAGAUGCUAAAGAUAUGGUUGCUGCUUUCUCAGAUGUUUACACAAAAAGGAUGUUUCAGCUUUUGUUGUCUGCCUACUCCACAAUUACCAUCCUUGAUUUGGCUCUUUUCCUAGGGAUGACAGAAGAUGAUGCCACUACUUAUGUUGUGGAGAAAGGAUGGACAGUGGAUGCAGCAUCUCAAAUGGUGACCGUGAAGAAGCAAGCGAUUAAAAGAGAGCAAAAGGUGGAUUCUUCGAAGCUGCAACGCUUGACAGAGUAUGUGUUCCACCUUGAACACUAAACUCUCCUAUUUUAGAAAAACCGAACCAGAUUCUUUUUCAAAGAGACGGCUUUAGUAGUUUCAGUUUUAGUUUUUUUUUAUUAUGGGAGAUUUAUUUCAAAAGUUUGUAAUCUCUGUUUUAGUACACUCUGAUAUGAUGAGCUGAUUUCGGUGUUAAA
Molecule: messenger RNA, 874 nt
Organism: Brassica napus (rape)
Lineage: Eukaryota; Viridiplantae; Streptophyta; Magnoliopsida; Brassicales; Brassicaceae
Product: COP9 signalosome complex subunit 8
Exons: 5
Coding region: 123-716 (197 amino acids)
Biological process (GO): COP9 signalosome assembly; protein deneddylation
Cellular component (GO): COP9 signalosome
Source: RefSeq, a predicted model, not a curated record